Molecule: messenger RNA, 704 nt
Organism: Hyposmocoma kahamanoa
Lineage: Eukaryota; Metazoa; Arthropoda; Insecta; Lepidoptera; Cosmopterigidae
Product: cuticle protein 8-like
Exons: 4
Coding region: 16-564 (182 amino acids)
Cellular component (GO): extracellular matrix
Source: RefSeq, a predicted model, not a curated record
AUUAGCUAGUGCAAAAUGUUCUCCAAAAUUUUAGCUCUCAGCGCAGUGUUGGCCGCAGCCAACGCUGGCCUGCUGCCGCUACACCACUCUGCAGUGUCCUCCCAAAGCAUUGUGCGCCACGAUGCCCCCGUCCACUAUGCGCACGCCGCCCCCAUCCUCCACGCCGCCCCCCUCGUCCACGCUGCUCCCCUUGCCCAUGCUGCCCCCAUUGUUCACGCCGCUCCACUGGCUCUUGGACACGGAUACGAACACUCCCACCCCAAAUACGACUACGCGUACUCCGUGGCAGACCCUCAUACCGGCGACCACAAGUCGCAGCAUGAGUCCCGCAACGGCGGCGCCGUCCAUGGAAGCUACUCCCUGGUUGAGCCUGACGGUUCCGUGCGCAAGGUCGAGUACACCGCUGACGACCACAAUGGUUUCAACGCGGUAGUCCACAAGACCCCCGGCCAUCACCCCGCUCCCGUAGUCCACGCUGCCCCUGUAGUAGCUCACGUCGCUCCUGUGGCGCACUACGCCGUCGCCCCCCUCGCCCAUCAUGGACAUCAUGGCUUCCACUACUAGACCACUAGCGUAUUAUUGAAUGAUCGUGAUGUAUGACUGAUGCAUGUGAUAUUUAUGUGUAUAUAAUGAUGAUUAAAUGAUUUUAUAAUCAACUGUAAAUAUAAUCAGCUGCUGAACAGUUAUAUUUUCUUUCAAUUUCA